Molecule: messenger RNA, 1338 nt
Organism: Actinia tenebrosa (Australian red waratah sea anemone)
Lineage: Eukaryota; Metazoa; Cnidaria; Anthozoa; Actiniaria; Actiniidae
Source: RefSeq, a predicted model, not a curated record
UCCUGUGGUAGCAGAUUUUCAAAAUGGCGGACAAAGAAGCCAAAAGAAGAAAGCGUUCACGUUCGUAUUCAAGCGACAAAGACAGCAAAAGAAAACCCAGAAGUUCUUCAAAGUCAUCUUCAAGAACCAAGCCAGAAGAAAAUCAAGAUCCUGCAGUAGAUCUGGGUUAUCUUCGUCAUCCAGGUCAAGUAGCAGUAGCAGUUCUAGUAGUGAUUCUGAAUAUSAAAGAAAAAAAGCCAAGAAAUCCAAACACAAGACAACCAAAAAGAAAAAGAAAAGAAAAAAGAUGAAGAAAAGAAAAAAAUCCACACAUGCUGUCAAUCAAAACAAAUAUGGAAAAUACGGCAUCCUCUCAGAGGCAGACCAAUUCACUAAACAGCCAGAGUUUUACUGCUGGCUUCAGGAAGCGAGGCAGCUCAACCCCGAGACCUUGCCGAGAUUGGAGACUAGAAAAAUGUUUGAAACCUUCAUGGAGGAUUACAAUACUGCGAAAGAAUACUUGAAAUGAAAAGAGCAAUUCAAGAGAGAACAGAACAGGAGUACAAGAAAAAUGUUGGCUUUGAACAAGCUGCAAGAAAGUAGCUUUACUGCAGUUUUCAAGGGUCAAAUGCCCCGUAUAUUAUUGUAGUAUUUAAACCUAUGACACAGGCUAGAAGCAGAAAAACAUGCAGCUUUUUCCAAGCAUUGAAUCCAGAAUACAACAACUGGACUGGAGGAAGGGUGGUUAUGGAUGGAUACCAGCAUUUAAUUUUUCGUAGUGCAAUGGCACUCGGUGUACACCAAAUUGUCAGAAGCACUUGUCAUUACACAGGGCCCUAACUAGGGGGGGAGCACAGGGUGCACGUGCAUCCCCACAUAAAAGCUUAAGGUCUGCUCAUCCAUCUCCUUUUUUUUUGUUUGCUUUCUUUUGGUUACCUUUUUUUAUUCUUAUUUUAUUCUUAUUUUUUUGGUUCUGUUUCUUUUGGUCACCUUUUUUAAAAAACCGAUCAAUGGUCCAAUUUUAUUCGAUGUGCACCCUCCCUGUAAAAGUUCUGGUUACAGCCCUGUUACAUUCAUAUGAUAGUGAAGAAAUCAUAAAGUACUGCAACAGAGAUAUUUACAGUGAGGAUAUUUAAGUCAAACACUUUGAAUGUUUUUCAGAUAAUUUCUAGAGAUUUCUAGUGUUUCCCACCAUGUGAUCAAAAUAAAUCUUAUCUCCUAUCGAUUGCCUCAUAGUUAUUAUCAGCGAAUGGUUAGGAAACUCUAUUGUUAUAGGUUAUUGUUCACUUUUUUCAAGUGUGACCGUGCAGAAUCCUUUGUUUUACCAUCGUUUUACCAUCGUUGGCAAUGGCUGAGUGA